AUGGGCGUAAUAAAUGGGAGAUUGUUUUACGGAAGGUUUAGCACACAAUCCCGAUGGAGAUACGUGGAAAAGAGCACUGCGGUUGUAUUGUAUAUAUUUCUUCUUAUUGUAAAAAGUGAUUGUCAAACGACAUUCAAACACUCAAGUCAAGAUGAAAGCGAAACCAAAACAGAUAUUCACAAGUUAGAAAGUAAUUUAGAAUUUAAUCACUGCCAUAGUUGUCGAAGUAGUAAUAAUUUAAAUGAGAACGCAGAUAAAAGCGAUUCCAAAAAUGAUAAAGAAGAUUUUAGAAAUGAAAAUACAUAUGUAACAAAAUCUGAGAAUUUUACGGAUACACUUAUAGAUACUGUCAGUACAUUCACGAAGAAAUAUUUAAUUAUGAAUCAAACUGAAAAUGAAGUAGAAAAAGAAUUCGAAAAGGUAUUAGAUAGUGCACUAAGCAAAGAUCGAUACGAAAUUAUAGAAGGUAUUGAAAUAAAACCUGCAGAUACAAAGAAAGCAUCAAAGAAUUCAAAAGAAGUAGGAAUAGAUGGAAGAGCAUUGUUUAGCUCAUACACCUACGAAUACAGAUUAUAUCAAAAGAUAAAGAACUUUAUAGAGACUCACAUACUCUCAAUAAAUCUUCCAAAAGCUGCACGGUUAAUUGGAUUCAGAUCGUUUGGGAUAAAGAAAUUCUUUUUACCUCUAGUCAUCGGCUUGCAGAUCUUCAAAAGCAUACUACUGGCUAUGUUCCUGCCCAGUAUCUUAGGAAGUUUCGGCAAGAUUAUUGGUAAAGGAAUUUCUCAACUGUCCGCCGCUUCCAGUCAGGCUAGCUAUCCACCAGCAAACGCUGACGAUCAAAGCGCGUAUAAUAACGAUAACAAAGACAUCAUGGGGUAUGAGACCAACCAAGCCGGGACCUACUCAUAUCCUCAAGACGGACUUUAUGAAGCAAUGGCAGAAGCCAAUGAUGUUAACGAUUUGUCCAACGUCGACAUGUCCAGGUUCGGUGCUGGCGGGCAGAAAGUAUCAUAUCUCCCUACUAAGAACAGUUACUACAAGAAUCAAAUGUCCAACAGCAACAACUAUAAGGUUUUCCAGAAGAUUCCGUCGUCAUCGAUGAUCCUAAAUAAUUACGACCCGUUUUAUUCACCACUACUUUCUCGUCUGGAUGGUAUCUUCGCCAGAUUAGGUCUAGCACCUUCAGAGAACGCCAUCGAUGAUGGGAUGCAGACAGACGGUCAAAGCCUAAUGGACGUGAAGCUGGAGGCCUGUCGUGAACAGCUUGUUUGUUUAAUGUAUGCGAGCCCUGCGAAGUACGCGCCGUACAGCAACCUCAUAUCCAUUCAGUUGAGCAGAGAACUAAACGAGUUACGUCGGCCGGUGUCCGACAACCCGGAGAUCCUGCGUUUCUUCCGGUACAUGAGAGCUGCGCGUCGAGGUCAAGAAGGCACGGACUGUAUGCGCGCUUUUCCAUCCUGCGAUUCCAACGCUACGCCGUCACACACCAUGAUAGCAGCCUAUCACGACAUCAACAAACUUGUCACUGCUAGGAAGUUAGAGUAA
Messenger RNA from Parnassius mnemosyne (clouded apollo), 1545 nucleotides. Lineage: Eukaryota; Metazoa; Arthropoda; Insecta; Lepidoptera; Papilionidae. The record is from the annotation of a GenBank genome assembly.